This is a messenger RNA of Ricinus communis (castor bean), 2232 nucleotides long. RefSeq names its product 4-coumarate--CoA ligase-like 9. Gene Ontology annotation, molecular function: CoA-ligase activity. The record is from RefSeq and is a predicted model, not a curated record. The coding region runs from base 358 to 2007 and encodes 549 amino acids. The transcript is spliced from 6 exons. Lineage: Eukaryota; Viridiplantae; Streptophyta; Magnoliopsida; Malpighiales; Euphorbiaceae.
AUCCCUCUCGUUCUCUAAACCAACAAAUAAUGUCAUCCUCGCAUCUUCAUUCCAUAAAUAACAGUCAAACUUCGCUAACUCUGUUUGAAACUUCAACACGUUCCUCCACACCUCAACAAGCUGACUAUCAUUCAUUGAUCCACACACUGCUAAACGACACUUCUGCCACCCGUAACAAUCUCAAACGACAACUUCCUAUUCGCUCCUGGAACAGUGGCCCGUGGCCGUCCUGCGCAGCGCAUUUAUAUCCAUCUAUCUCCGCAACCCUCUCUUUUUACUUCACAAUCUCAUUAUCACCGGUCGCUACCACAUAUAUUCAUUCACAGGUUUCUUUUUAUCUUUUUUCCAGUUUUGUGUAUGGCAACAGUAACAUCAAAUAUUGAUCCGAACAAUGGUUUCUGCAAAGAAACCAAAACUUUUCAUAGCUUGAGACCGUCGACUCCUUUACCACCGUCCGACCAGCCACUUUCCAUUGCCCAAUACGCUGUCUCUCUCCUUAACUCCACCACUGCUAACCUCACCGCCACAACUUUCCUUAUAGACUCGAACACAGCCGAAUCUCUUACCUUCUCCCAAUUCCUUAACCGAACACGCUCUCUCUCCUUCUCUCUCAAAACUCACUUCUCCCUAUCUCCAAACGACGUCGCUUUCAUUCUCUGUCCAGCUUCCCUCCACGUCCCUCUUCUUUACUUCUCUCUUCUCUCUCUUGGCCUCACUAUCUCUCCCGCCAACCCCCUCAGUUCUAACUCGGAGGUCGCUCACCAAACUCAACUCUCUCAGCCUAAAAUUGCCUUCGCCACCUCACAGACAGCUCACAAGAUUCCCUCUCCGCCCUCAGGCACCAUUCUGAUCGACUCCCCGGAGUUUCUCUCUUUUCUUCACAAUUCAAACACUGCCACGUAUGUGAGCGUGAACCAGUCCGACCCGGCAGCUAUUCUUUAUUCAUCAGGAACAACAGGAAAAGUCAAAGGUGUAAGCUUGACUCACCGGAAUAUAAUAGCGUUGAUCUCGGGGUUUUAUCACAACAAGGGUCAAACAGACCCGAACGAACCCGAACCUGAGCCAGUCUCACUUUUUACGCUGCCCCUGUUUCAUGUGUUUGGGUUCUUUAUGUUGGUAAGAGCAUUUGCUAUGGGAGAGACAGUGGUUUUGAUGGAAAGAUUUGAUUUUGAAGGAAUGUUAAGAGCUGUGGAGAAGUAUAAGGUUGCAUUUAUGCCGGUUUCUCCACCGUUGAUUGUGGCUUUGGUGAAAUCUGAUUUAACUAAAAAGUAUGACUUGAGUUCUUUGUUGUUCUUGGGGUGUGGUGGCGCACCUUUGGGUAAAGAUGUUUCCGAUAGGUUCAAGGAUAAAUUUCCACAGGUGGAGAUUUCCCAGGGAUAUGGGCUGACUGAGACUGGAGGUGGGGCAGCAAGGAUGAUAAGUCCUGAAGAAUUCAAGCAGCAUGGUUCUGUUGGUCGCCUGGCUGAAAAUAUGGAAGCUAAGAUUGUCGAUCCUGUAAAUGGAGAGGCCUUGCCUCCUGGCCAAAGAGGGGAGCUUUGGUUGCGAGGGCCGACUCUCAUGAAAGGUUAUGUAAAAAAUGAGAAAGCAACUGCUGAAACAUUAGAUUCAGAGGGUUGGUUAAAGACUGGAGAUAUUUGUUAUUUCGAUUCCCAAGGGUUCCUCUAUAUCGUUGAUAGGUUAAAGGAACUGAUAAAAUACAAGGCAUAUCAGGUGCCUCCAGCUGAGUUGGAACAGUUACUUCACUCCCAUCUUGAAAUUGCUGAUGCUGCUGUGGUUCCGUAUGCUGAUGAAGAGGCAGGACAAAUCCCCAUGGCGUAUAUAGUGAGAAAACCAGGAUCUGAUAUUACAGAAGCUGAAGUUAUGGAUUUCAUUGCAAAACAGGUUGCACCAUACAAGAAGAUAAGGAGAGUAGCUUUUAUAAAUGCAAUUCCAAAAUCUCCAGCAGGAAAGAUCCUGAGGAGGGAGCUGGUGGAUCUUGCCAUCUCCGAUCAUUCUUCCAAAUUAUGAUCCAGUCACUUCAAACAAAUAUGAGAACACAGCACCUUAGCCUUGGUAGAGAAAUGCAUAUCAAGAUAUUCACCAUUUCCGGCGCCAUAGCUUGAAGAUUCCAAUGGCUAGUCAGUAAUUAUAGGGACUACUCGAUCGGUGAUAAUUCUUGAUUGUUCAAGCUAUAUAUACAUCACCAAAAAUGUGUACCAACGCCAAUAAUAUAUUUAUCCUAUUGACUCGGGA